UUUCAUUCAUCAGUCUGUGAGUGGUAGCCGUGUUGAAAUGACGUGUUCUGUUAUAUCCUCCGUUUGUUCGUUUAUAGUAGCCUGAGAGUGAAUAUUUUCUCAUCGGUGUGUACCUUCUUCCAUCUUUUCUACUGCCUUAUAUGCGAUCCACAACGGGAAGUAUACCAUCCUAGGCGCAACAAAUAGUGAAAAUUGUGAUACCGUCGACUAUAUCAUGUCGAUUGAUGCCUUGGAAUAAGCGUGAUUUUUGUGUGCAGUGAAGUGAAUAUUUCACACCGUGUAGUUACGUGCAGUGGCAUUUAUGAGAAGCUUAAUAGGUGCGGUGACCUUAAAACAGUGUGUGAUGUAAGCAAACCUCGAAUACAUACUUCUAAGAAAUAUUAAUAAACCGCACAAAGAAGAAGAAAAGUGGAAACGAGAAGUGCCUUAAACGGGAGAAGAGAAAUUCAUCGCUGGCAUACCGCGCUAAGCUGACGAGUCACGGUGGUGAAUCAAGAAGUGGAAACCAAGCACAAACAAGUACCCAAGGAUAUACUACCAGUACUGUUGAUCCGUUGCUGAAGAGUUCCGGAAGCGAUGAUACAUGUAGGAGACAACACAUGGAACCUGCGGGUCUUCAUUACAGACCUGCAGGUCGAGAAGACACUGCGAGUUCGGGGUGAUCUACACAUUGGUGGCGUCAUGCUGAAACUAGUCGAUCCAGAUAAUCCAAAAGAUUGGUCCGAUCACGCACUAUGGUGGCCUGCGAGAAACAUCUGGCUGACAAGAACAAAAUCGACACUCGAUCAAGUUGGAUUGCAUGCAGAUGCCCUACUGCAUUUCACACCCAUGCACAAAACGUUGCGAGUACAAAUGCCGGAUCUGAGAUACCUGGACUGCCGCGUAGAUUACUCGAUCAAAACUUUCGGCGCAGUGGUGGCUUUGUGCAAAGAUCUGGGUAUUCGACAUCCGGAGGAACUUUCACUCUGCAAACCAUUGGAACCAGCUCACUUGAAGAAAAACUACGCCGAUCUACCGAAAAAGAAAUUGCCCGUCGAGCAGAAUGGCAACGCGGCGAGAGAUUUCGUACAUCCAGCUCCAGAUACCAACACAUUCAUCCCGGCGACAGCGACAGGUUUUCACGGCAGCAGCGGCAGCCUCGAUGGACCAACCAACGGAGGACCGUUCUCAUGUGCACCGGUGCAACACCCACACUAUACGCCCAACAAACCAGCUUUGCAGAGCACACCAAUCAGCUCUCCCACAGGUACAUUGAGGCAUAAUUACACGAACGGACACACUUCGUUUAACGAAUCAUCUUCGAGUUUGGGUGAUGCGAUCGAUAAUCUGGCGUACAGCCCUUGCGCCCCUAGUCCGGAAGCGCGAUCGCGUUUGGUCAAGCCAAAAACGUUGGUAGAACGGGCACGCAUGAACGUGGGCUGGCUAGAUUCUUCGCUGUCCAUAAUGGAGCAAGGCAUUCGAGAGUUCGACACUUUGUGCCUACGCUUCAAGUACUACACAUUCUUUGACCUCAAUCCCAAGUAUGACCAAGUACGAAUCAAUCAGCUAUACGAGCAGGCAAAGUGGCAGCUCCAGAAUGAAGAAAUCGAGUGUACCGAGGAAGAGAUGCUCAUGUUCGGGGCACUGCAAUUCCAAGUGAACCUUCAAAAUGAGGUUCCACAGCCAGAUUCAGGAAUCGAUACAUCCAGCCUAGAAAAUCAGGCAGAUGACGAUGUUGACGCUGCACUACGAGAACUGCAGAUCACACUGGAAGGACCUAGUAAUGGUCAUAACGCAGGUGACAUUACGCACAUACCAGAAUUAACGGAUUACCUACGGUUUCUGAAGCCUAAGAAAUUCACUUUGAAAGGAUAUAAGCGCUACUGGUUUACAUACAAGGAUCUACAUUUACAUUUGUACAAAAGUAGGGACGAUGCGCGAUCGAACAAUCCUCCCCAGGUUUCCAUCAACCUUCGUGGAUGCGAAGUCACACCGGAGGUUAACUUGUCGCAAAAUAAAUUCAACAUUAAGCUAGAGGUACCAUUGGAACAGAACACCAACAGCGAAAUGUGGAUCCGAUGUGACAGCGAAGAUCAAUACGCCAAAUGGAUGGCAGCUUGUAGAUUAGCAUCAAAAGGCCGCUCACUGGCCGACAGUUCAUACGACAGCGAAGUAUCCAGCAUCAAGUCUUUCCUGAGUAUGCAGAAGCCCGCGCAAGCACCGGCAGUCACGAUCAACCCGAACAACAUUGACCCGAACGAGUAUCUGUCCACCAGAUACGCCAAGAAGCUGAAAAACAAAGCCGUCAUGAGGAUGCUGGAAGCCCAUGCCAAUGUCAAAGACCUCUCGCUGAUGGAUGCCAAGCUGAGCUACAUCCGGGCGUGGCAAAGCCUGCCGGAGUUCGGAGUGACUCUUUUCGUCAUCAAGUUCGAUGGGCACAAGAAAGAGGAACUCCUGGGCGUGGCUAGCAAUCGGAUCAUGAAAAUGGACAUCAAUACGGGAGACCAUUUGAAAACAUGGCGCUAUAACACGAUGAAGGCUUGGAACGUCAAUUGGGAGAUCAAGUGCAUGAUGAUCCAGUUCCAGGGCGAGAGUAUCGUGUUCUCUUCACUGUCCGCGGACUGCAAGGUCAUCCACGAGUUCAUCGGUGGCUACAUCUUCAUGUCGAUGCGAUCGAAAGAAACGAAUCAAACGCUUAACGAGGAACUCUUCCACAAGCUAACGGGUGGCUGGAACUGAACAGCCAAAAGCCAACAACGAUUCAACGAGUCGAGCAUAUAGUUUAGUUUUCUAGCCAAACUUCUAAUUACACACUUUUGUACAUAGUAUAAUAACUGUAGCAGUGUUAGGAGCUUGACUUAAUCUUUUAACAAUCAUAGCAAAUUUUUGGUCUAAACAAACUGGAAGGUACUUUUAUACACCUUUGUAAGUAACCAUAAGUUAGUAAGACAAUCAGCUGUUUGAUAAACAGAAAGGCACAUCAAUUUUUUUUUCUGGAAGAUUACAGUUUGAUGUUAUAGCAAAAAAACGCACACGUUAAUAUGCAAUAAUUAGGAUACAUGCAAAAUUAUAGCAAUGAAAUAUUACAAAUGCCAAAAGUGUCUUCUACGAACUGUAAAAACGAAUCAAACUUGUAGGUACUAUUAAACUAAAUAAAACCAUCGGUAUUGCAACUAUAUUUAUGUUACAUAACCUAACUUGAAUGUUAUUUUGAACUUAUCAGUUGAGCUACUUAAAUGUUCAAUGAUACAUUAUUAAUUCUGGUUCAGCAGUUAACUUUUUUGAUCAGAAUGUUUGCAUUGAUUAAUAUACGUUAGUUUCAGUUUAGAAGGCUUCGAUUUUAGAAGACAAAAAGUUACAUCAACGAAAAGAUUUCUAAGAUCACUAAAAAAUAACGGCUUUGUAACUAAUAAUUGUGUACGAUAUAUGUUGAAUAAAUUGUACUAAAUUUACACCUAA
Aedes albopictus (Asian tiger mosquito) is the source of this 3438-nucleotide messenger RNA. RefSeq names its product unc-112-related protein (gene Fit1). Gene Ontology annotation, molecular function: integrin binding. Gene Ontology annotation, biological process: cell-matrix adhesion; integrin-mediated signaling pathway. Gene Ontology annotation, cellular component: cell-substrate junction. NCBI's taxonomy places the organism in Eukaryota, Metazoa, Arthropoda, Insecta, Diptera, Culicidae. The transcript is spliced from 6 exons. The record is from RefSeq and is a predicted model, not a curated record. Bases 577 to 2718 code for a protein of 713 amino acids.